Molecule: messenger RNA, 1276 nt
Organism: Manis pentadactyla (Chinese pangolin)
Lineage: Eukaryota; Metazoa; Chordata; Mammalia; Pholidota; Manidae
Product: EZH inhibitory protein-like
Exons: 3
Coding region: 1-681 (226 amino acids)
Source: RefSeq, a predicted model, not a curated record
AUGGUGAAUCCGCCCCGUGUACGGCGCGGGGGACGCAGCUGGCGAGGGUCCGGGGCUCCUGGGUGCGGCUCACCUGAGCGCGCGUGCAGGGGGAGCCCGGCCGCGUCGGUGCGCGCCGGAGCAGCGGGCUGCAGGUGCCUGCCGGAGGGCACCGCGCCGCGCACCCGGACCUGGGUUAGCGUCCCGCCACGACGUGUUCGCGGCCCAGGGCCAGUUACAGGCGGGCAACCAGCAGGCAUUCGUCCCGCAGGCCACCCAGUGGCUCGGCACCCGCCGGCGUUAGGGCCGGAAGCGGGGCCGCUGGAGCUGAGCACGCGGAGCAGCGCUGGGCGGGGCCUGCAGCCGCGCCCGCGCCGCCAGCCGCCGGGGUCCUGCCGGGGCCGGCGCGCCGAGCGAGGCAGCUGCGGGCGCUCUCGACGUCCGGAACAUUUUCCGGGUCGCCGUGGGGAGGGGAAAGUCCCACGGAAGCGGCGGCAGACGACAGCAAAGGGCCGUUUCGCCCGGACUUCCAGCCCGAUGCUCGCCAGGACGCCCGCCCAGACCACUGACCGAUGCUACUUCCGAGACCCACGGUGCGGCCGGGGCGCGCGCCGCGUCGUGCCUAAAUCUGGGUCCCGGCUUAGCCCGGCUCUUUAUAACCCGGCCCCUGGACCUGGAGCUGCGGCCGCUGUUACUUAUUGAAGGCCUACACUGUGAUAGGCGCUGACACAUAACCGUGAGUAAACAGACAUAGAACUUACAUUCUAGUCAGGCCAGACAAACAAGAAAGGUGAGUAGAAUAUAUGGAAAUCCCAGCAAUUCCACUCCUAAGUAUAUGCCCAACAGAAAAGUGCAUGUGUGCGCCGGAAGACACCUGCGUAAUGUUCAGAAUAGCCCCAAACUGGAUACAACAGCAAACGUUCAUCAACAAUUGAAUGGGAUAAAAAAAUUGUGGUAUAUUCGUACGGAAUACUCCACCACAGUGAAAAGGAAUGAACUACUACUAUACCCAACAAGGAAGAAUCUCACAAGUAUAUUGAAUGCACGAUAUAUAAUAUUGAACGUAUAACAAGGUAUAUUGAAUAUUGAUAUGAAAGAGUUCAUACUGUAUGAUUCCAUUUAUAUAAAAUAUAAAGGCAAGGAAAACAAAUCUACAUUAGAAUCAAGAUAGUGCUUAUCCUUGGGGUGCAGUGGAGAGUGACUAGAAAGGAACACAAGGAGCUUCUAAGGGGCUGGUAAUGUUCUGCUUUUUGCUCUAGUUGUUGAUUACACAGGUAAUAAACCUUGUGAAAAUUGA